CAUUACGGCGGGGAUUGCUGGGUUACCGUCAACUGCAGCUCCAGCCGCAUCCGCCCAUGUCGCAUUAUUGAGAGAGAUCGGCGGACUUAUUGCUCGUCGAUGUUGCAUUGCAAGGCUCCUUCGAUGGUCAGUAGGCAUGCUGAGGCGGUAAAGGCAUUGAAUUACGUCUCAAAACUCAAUACUGGAUUGGACUUAGAAAUGGUACUGAAGACUCCAAAUGUUGUACUGAAACCUGAAGAAAUUUCAGAUGCAGCUUUGGUCUCAGGCACUGGGGGUUGUAGUUUUAUAUCGAACAUUUGGAAGGCCACCCUGCCAUUGUUCCACAAACCCCAUGGCAUAAAUGUUAUCCUGGCCGUUUGUGCCAUGUUUGGUAUGUUGUUUUCAUCGAAUGGUAUGCAAAUUUGGUUCCCGGAAAUUGUAAAUAGGUCAGCGGGUGGGGUACAGAAUGUCAGCUCUACAAUAUGUGCGAAGUUGGAAGACUCAUAUGCCAGGGAUCAUAUGGCCGCCAUGGAUGCCACAAAUAUUGGGGAGACGGCCUGUGAUGACACCAUCGCCACUAAAACCUAUGUGGACAACAUUGUUGUGGGUUUGGCCUUCUUUGUGGGCUUUUCGAUACAGGGUGCCCUACUCAAUCCUCUGGGUAGAAAAAAUGUACUCCUCGCGGCAUUGGCUGUAGGUGCCGUCUGUGGUCUACUCUUGCAUGUGGUAACAAAUACCACUGGUCUGUUGGUGCUGUUUUGUUUAUAUAUUCUGCUGCCGGGUCUUUCGAUGUCGAUUAUGUGUGGCGCUCUGGUGGAUUUGGUGCCAACGCAUUUGAAGGGCAAAACUGUGAGUCUUGGUCUGACAAUGGGUCGUGUUGGGAUUAUUGUGGCCUCUAAUUUAAUUGCUGCCAUGCUGGAGCCAUAUUGUAAUGGAAUAUUUGCCAUUAUAACGCUGGUGAUUAUAGCCUGUGGAGGUUUGGUCUUUACAUUACCCAUCUAA
This is a messenger RNA of Musca vetustissima, 981 nucleotides long. RefSeq lists its product as uncharacterized. The record is from RefSeq and is a predicted model, not a curated record. Gene Ontology annotation, molecular function: transmembrane transporter activity. The transcript has 4 exons. NCBI's taxonomy places the organism in Eukaryota, Metazoa, Arthropoda, Insecta, Diptera, Muscidae. The annotation marks the transcript as partial. Gene Ontology annotation, cellular component: membrane. Gene Ontology annotation, biological process: transmembrane transport.